Messenger RNA from Acytostelium subglobosum LB1, 477 nucleotides. RefSeq lists its product as hypothetical. NCBI's taxonomy places the organism in Eukaryota, Evosea, Eumycetozoa, Acytosteliales, Acytosteliaceae. Bases 1 to 477 code for a protein of 158 amino acids. The transcript has a single exon. The record is from RefSeq and is a predicted model, not a curated record. Gene Ontology annotation, cellular component: membrane.
AUGACAAUCACAAACAUAUACUUGCCAGUGACAUCAAGCUUUGCUGGUGUGCUCGGCCUGUUCUACGUGUACCUCUCACUCAACGUCGUCAGAUAUAGGCGUGGUCUGAAGGUGUCUGUUGGCGAUGGCACUGCAGAGUUGAUGCGCGAGAUGGCCAAGUCCGACAACAACAAGGAGAUCGACUUCAAGAAGUACAAGGGUCUGGUGGCCGCCAUCAGAUCACACGGCAACUUUGCCGAGUUUGUGCCACUGCAGCUUGUGCUGGCCGCUCUGCUCGAGCUGCAGGGCGUCAGCUCAUCCAAGCUGACCGUCCUCCUUGGACUGUUCACCGUCUCACGUGUGAUCCAUCCAUUCUUUGGAAUGUUCAAGUCCAACUUUGUUGGAUGGGGACGUGUUCUCGGCACCGUCGUUACCUUUUUCACGAUCGCCGGUUCAGCAAUGGCCAACAUCUACAUUGCCCGUACCAGACUAUAUUAA